Lolium perenne is the source of this 789-nucleotide messenger RNA. The record is from RefSeq and is a predicted model, not a curated record. NCBI's taxonomy places the organism in Eukaryota, Viridiplantae, Streptophyta, Magnoliopsida, Poales, Poaceae.
UCGUUCACAUACACUUUAUCCAUUGCCAUGGCUUCCACGUCUCGGACGCGGACCGGAAGGGGAAGGGGAAGGGGAAGGGGAAUGGGAAGUGGAUCAUCAUCAUUGCCACCACCACCGUCAACACUGCCAUUGAUCAUAGAGGAGUUCUUCAUCGUCGUCUAUGAAGACCCUUUGGUCAAGAAGGAACUCCCAAAAAAAUUUGCGGACUAUCUUGACGGCAAGGAGCCAGCUAAGGUGUAUCUGCGAGCAGCUGACUGCGGUCCUCGUCUCUGGACCGUGGAGGUCCUAUUUGACGGACAAGGCCGGAUGUACCUCGACAAGGGCUGGGAGAAAUUCGCCAUCGCGCACGGUGUGGAUUUCGGCUGGUUCGUACACUUCAAAUAUGAAGGCGAUGAUGUGCUCACAGUGAAGGUGUUUGACGGAACAAUGUGCAGGAGGUACUACUACUCAGACGACGAAGAUACUGAUGAUGAAAGCGACGACGACGUGAAGCCAUGCAUCCAUCCCCUUUAGAUAAUUAAGGGGAUCAUGACCAAGAAUAUAUAUGUAGCUUCAUAUGCAUCGAUUUAGAGAUCUAGCUAUUUUCUAUAUAUUAUGCAUGUAAAAAAUAAUAUCGCAUUUCCACUAUUAUUCGAGCACCACAUCCUCGCCGCCACUGCUAGGUCAACGCCGGGAUGCACAAUGUUUAGCAUAAAAGUCACUUUAGAUUAAGCUGCGAAAAUAGUCACCUGCCAUGGGCUGAGGCGGCCCCUACAGAGCGGCUCUAUAUUAUAUUCUCUAAAUAAAAUA